Messenger RNA from Hypanus sabinus (Atlantic stingray), 3386 nucleotides. It is a transcript of the gene drc5, whose product is annotated as t-complex-associated-testis-expressed 1. NCBI's taxonomy places the organism in Eukaryota, Metazoa, Chordata, Chondrichthyes, Myliobatiformes, Dasyatidae. The transcript is spliced from 4 exons. Gene Ontology annotation, molecular function: protein binding. Bases 1841 to 3223 code for a protein of 460 amino acids. The record is from RefSeq and is a predicted model, not a curated record.
UUAGUAGAGAAACAAAAUUUAAAAGAAAAAUGACGCCACUUUUAUUAAAUAGUUCAUGCACAAAAAUCGUUGGAGCUCAUGCCUCAGGUAUUCCUUCAUAAACGACCUCCAGACCCUCAAAUUCCCAUAUACACCAUCCAGUGAUCACCGAGCACUCUCCGCACUGGUCCUUCACUGUCCUUGACUGAAAACCCGUGGAAAAACCCGGCUCCCAGACACACAAGAAAGAAUAACAUUUCUCCCCAUUGGUUACCCACCCAUUAUCAGUAGCUAUAACCCAAACAUCGUGGCUACAGAAAAACCAUGACCUCAGCAGUAACCAUUACAAUUACAUCCGCAAACAAAUGAGGGUUGCUUCAAUUGGCAAUUGAAUCCUUCAUGAUGGGAUAAGAACGUCUAGGUGCCAACUAUAGUACAAGAAGAAUGAGAUCCAUUUUGCAAGGAUGUGAAUGUACAACGUACAGAACACUGCUUAAAGAUUGGUACACUUCCCAGUAGCUCUGAGAUGAUUAUUACAAUUUUGUUUAUCUGCUAUUAGGUAAGGCAUUAUAAGUUUCCAUGACAUUGGAGUGCAAGGAAGAUUUACAUAGGUAUAUGGACAGAAAAGGAGUGGAGGGUUAUGGGCUGAGUGUGGGUAGGUGGGACUAGGUGAGAUUAAGGGUUCGGCACGGACUAGGAGGGCCAAGAUGGCCUGUUUCCGUGCUGUGAUUGUUAUAUGGUUAUAUGGAAUGUUGCCAUGACAUGGGCCUGAAUAGGAUAGGAUUGGAGUGACCUAAUGGAGGUGUGUAUAAUUAUGAAGGGUAUAGAUAUGGUCAACGCACACAGUCAUUUUUCCCAGGUAAAGGAAAUCAAGAACUGGAGGGCAUAGGUUUAUAUUGAGAAUUAAAAAAUUAAAAGGGACCUGAGCAGCAACUUCUUCAUGGGUGGCAGGUAUGAAAUUAGUUGCAGGAGAAAUGAUUGAUGUAGAUACUAUUACAAUAUUGAAACGACAUUUAGACAUGUACAUUGAUAGGAAAGGUUUCAUCUCCAAACUUUAGAGGGAUAUGGGCCUAAUGGGACUGGUUUAAGCAGUCGGCAUGUACAAGAUGGGACGAAGAGCCGAUUUCCAUGCUGUCACGACAGCUAAAUCGACCAGUUUAAGUGAGAAUAUUGGCAUGUACAGUUGGCCGAAGGAUCUCUGUGACUCCAUAAAACUCUUCUCGGGCUUCCAGCCGGGUGCAAGUAUCAAUUUUAACCAAUGUUUCGAUGGCAAAUUCUGCCAUCUUCACCAGGACGGCAUCAAUAAGUGCUGUGCAGUCGAUCCUAUGGCCACCACCGAUUUCCCCGGGUAACCCACUUCCUGUGCUCCAUGAUAUGGGUUUCCACCGUCCCGUCCGGCCGAUAUACACUGCUCCGCAUUUUGUAAACCCAAUCGUCCCGAGUCCCAGGUCAUCUCCGACUCACAGAAACUGGGUUUUCAGCUCCUGUACGGGUUUGAAGAUGGUAUUAAUCGGGACCAACACAUUCACUCCGCCCGGCAGUCCCCACUUUGUUCUCAGGAAGCAUGGGGCGUGCGCUACGGCUGGACAACAGGGGGUCGCCCUUCUGAAAGACAGCGUCAGACUGGGCGGAGUCCAAGCUGAGUAUCGGUACCGUCGGCCAGUGGAUGGGCAGCAAGCCCGGAAGGGCGGAGUCGCACCGAUUUCAGCCAAUGGCCGGGCGCGAACCGGCGGGGAAACCGUUGCCGUUGGUAACGCCAACAGGACUCAGCGACGUCCCCGGGAAAGAUUGCUCCUCCCACAAUCCAGGGCUCCUUGUAAGCACAACAGCAUAGGCAAGCCCUAAAGUCACAACUGCAACAAUGAACACCAACCCUUGGGUCACCAAGUACUCGGGGCCGAAUCCAGCAGUCGACCCCAGGAGGAUGAGGAGGAUCAUCGCUGAGGAUGCUGAGUGGGCGCUGGCCACAGUCCAGCGGCUCAGCGACCUCUGCAUUGAGCACAUCGUGCAGAACUUUGCCGUGCACCCACUGCUGAAUGAGCUCCCGGAGAAGAACAGGCGCAAGGUGCUGGCCAAGAUCUCCACUAACAUUCCCCUGCAGGUGACAGCCAACCUGGUUAGUGACGAGGGCUACUGGCGUCGAUGCUGUCUGGAGUGCUGGCAAGUGUGUGACACCUCCCAGUAUGGAGGGAGCUGGAAGCGGAUGUUCUUCGAGCGGCUACUGAAGAAUAUCAUCGAAUACUUUGUCCCUGACACCACCGAGUUGAAGGUGGUGCUGGAGCUAAUCCCACUCUGCAGGAACUAUGUGAAGAGAUUGGACAUUGGCCAGCUCCUGCCCCCUGUUAAGCAGACCCCGGAGAAGUUGGAUGAUGAGGCAUCAGACACUGGGAGUGAAAGUGAUGGCCCCUCAAUGGACCACUUUGACUUCAGUAUUCUGCUGAACAAGCUACCGUUUCUGGAAGAGCUAUCUGUAACCUAUGGGGUGAAGGACUGUGGCAUGAACUUUGAAUGGAAUAUCUUCCAGUUCACUUACCAAGACUGCUUCUCCUUGGCAAAGGCCAUCCACUCUUGCAAAAGCCUGAAGGUGCUCAGGCUGCCUCGCAACAGGAUCGAUGAUGAACGGUUACGAGUGAUUAUCAAGUAUAUUCUGAACCACCCGUCACUGAUAGAACUGGACUUGUCCCACAAUGUGAUCAGUGACAGUGGCUCCAAGGCCUUGGCCAAGCUCCUGCUCAAGUCCAAGCUGGAGACAGUUAACUUGUGCGACAACCAAAUUGCAGACUUUGGAGCCAAGGCCAUCUCCUACAAGGUCCGCCGCUUCUCCACUCUCCGAUCCCUCAACCUGCGUCUCAACCAAAUUGGGGAUGAAGGUGGAGAAGCCAUAGCGCGUGCCUUGCUGAAGUCCUCGGUGGAAGACAUCAACUUGGCCAGCAACGAGCUGACGGAGCAUGUGGCUGUGGUUAUCUCUGAGGUCCUGAUGAGGAAUCAAACCCUCAAGUUCAUCAACCUGUCCUGCAAUAACAUUGGCCCGGAGGGUGGGAAGCAGUUGCUGGAGGGUCUGGCUAUGAACAAGACCCUCCUGGAGUGUGACCUGCGACUGACAGACAUUGGCCAAGAGAAUGAGUUCGCCAUCAACCAAAUCCUGCACAACAACCGGGAGCGGAUCCGGAAUGUUAUCUGCCACCCGGCCAAGGACAGUGGGAACACACAGAUAAUGUCUGGUCAUGACUUGGCAUCCAGCUGAAGCCUCUGGGCCUCCCUCUGCUUCAAUCCUGUCCCACCUCACCCAGGGACUGAAAUCUGUGGGACUAUUUUAUACUGUGUGGAUAAAUAAACAUAUUGUUGGACGGUGGUUGGGCCUUGCACUUAUUUGUCCCCAAGGUGUGAACCAAGACACUCCCUCUCAC